Molecule: messenger RNA, 222 nt
Organism: Lichtheimia ornata
Lineage: Eukaryota; Fungi; Mucoromycota; Mucoromycetes; Mucorales; Lichtheimiaceae
Exons: 1
Coding region: 1-222 (73 amino acids)
Source: RefSeq, a predicted model, not a curated record
AUGAUACCACACUAUUGCCCGUUGUUGAAAAGUGUUGAGCUUGCCUUUGAGAUCAUGACUGUGGGUGUUUCCUAUACGGAUCGCAACACUGGGUCUGAAGAUGUUGUGGUUACAAAGACUUCUGUUUACAUGGACGAUUGGGAAGAAUUUAGCGACGUUGCGUUCGAGGAUUUUCAUCCUACUUUACGGCAGCAUCAUACAACACUCGAGCACAUCGAAUGA